Molecule: messenger RNA, 981 nt
Organism: Necator americanus (New World hookworm)
Lineage: Eukaryota; Metazoa; Nematoda; Chromadorea; Rhabditida; Ancylostomatidae
Exons: 10
Coding region: 1-981 (326 amino acids)
Cellular component (GO): endoplasmic reticulum membrane; cytoplasmic microtubule
Molecular function (GO): microtubule binding
Source: RefSeq, a predicted model, not a curated record
AUGACAUUAGACGGGCUAGCGGAAUUCGACGAAAUGUGUGGAAAGAUGGGGAGGAAAAAAGCAACAGAAACCAGGACACUUCGCAAACACGAAGAAGGUGUGAUCAGCGUCAUCGAAUGCUUUAUAGACGGGACCACGCUUAGAGCAUUCCUAUCGAUCGCGGCUCGCUUGACUUAUUCUGUCUCUCGACCUCGCAGUAUUCGCACAGAUCGUACUCACUCGGCCAUAUUUCAUGCCAAGCUGAUAAGGGAGGACCGAAGGCUGUUCUGGAUUGAUCACAUGUCGGUUGUUCUAUCUCGGAUAGUUACACUUACUGCAGGAACACUUUAUCCUGCCUAUAGAAGCUACAAGGCUGUUCGAACCAAAGAUGUCCGAGAGUACGUGAAAUGGAUGAUGUACUGGAUAGUGUUCGCGAUUUAUACCUUCAUAGAAACACUCGCUGAUAUCUUUAUUUCGUUUUGGUUUCCAUUUUACUAUCAGCUGAAGAUUGUGUUCGUAAUAUGGCUAUUAAGUCCAUGGACUAAAGGAGCGUCAAUUCUAUAUCGGAAGUGGAUUCAUCCUACGUUAUCCAGACAUGAACAAGACAUUGAUGCUUUGCUAGAGCAAGCUAAAUCAGAAAGCUACAACCAGCUAGUUCGUUUUGGCAGUCGCAGUCUACUAUGUGCCCGCGACAUAGUUGCCGAAGCAGCCCUGCGUGGUCAAGCUCAACUAGUUAAUCAACUGCAAAGGUCAUACAGUGCAAGCGAUGUUAACCGGGAACGUGUGGAAGACUCUCGAAAGCGUAUCCAAGUGGAAGAAAUUGUUGAGCUAGAAGACGAAAGCAGCGACCAUGAUCGAUCUGGAGCUCAGAAUCCUGAGGACAGUGAGGUGCCGCGACGACGUGCGAAUCGUUCUCGGUCUGGUUCCCGUACGUUAGAAGGCGGUGAAAAUACCUACAACACAAUGCCUCGAAGAAGUACUCGUAGGAAUGAAAUUCGGUAG